Messenger RNA from Cylindrotheca closterium, 333 nucleotides. The record is from the annotation of a GenBank genome assembly. NCBI's taxonomy places the organism in Eukaryota, Bacillariophyta, Bacillariophyceae, Bacillariales, Bacillariaceae.
AUGCCAAACACCAGACCCCCACGCCUUCAUGUUGACGGAGCCAUCCUCGGUUACCAACGCGGUCUCCGCACCCAAAACAACAGUGUUAGUUUGAUCAAGAUCAAGGGUGUUGAUAGCAAGGAUGAAGUCGAUUUCUAUCUCGGAAAGAAGGUUGCAUUUAUCACCAAGUCCGAGACUGCCGACAAGUUUGGAAACAAAUUCCGUGUCAACUGGGGCAAGGUCUGCAGAGCACACGGAUCCAACGGUGUCGUCCGAUGCACUUUCCGACGAAAUUUGCCCCCGCAAGCUAUUGGUGGAAAGGUCAGAGUUAUGCUUUACCCAUCGCGCGUAUAA